This is a messenger RNA of Ceraceosorus bombacis, 586 nucleotides long. The record is from the annotation of a GenBank genome assembly. Lineage: Eukaryota; Fungi; Basidiomycota; Exobasidiomycetes; Ceraceosorales; Ceraceosoraceae.
AUGUUGGGCUUCGGCGCGUUCAAGACUUCGAGUCCAGCCCUUGGCGGGCUCUUAUGGUGAGUCUCUUUCGCACGCUUAGGUGGCAGGUCGGUAUGGCAUACAACCCAAAUGAAAGGGCCCCGCUCAAGUGGCUGAGUAUGCCUUCGAUCUGCUGCGCUCUCUCCAUCUAAAGGAAAGUGCCCUGGAGACUCAGUGCUCCUCGAAAAGCCAGGGUCAGAUCUCGAUUGCGCGCAGUGGACGAUGUGAUCUCUGCGGUUCAAAGAUCAGGGGUGCAAUGCGCUGCUUUGGACAGGGCGCUGGCUCUGCCCAAAGAGCACGAGAUGCUACCAAGGGAUAAAUACACCACCUUUUCAAAGUCUGCAAAGGGAUACCGGAAGGGCGUGCACAAAGUGAGUAGGACUGUAGCGCGCCUUCGCGCAAUCAAGGAGGCCAUGGGUCCAAACAGUCGCGAUGGUCUGGCUGGUGGAUGUUGGCUCCGCUGCCUCCGUCUCUCUUUCAGGAGUCUGCUCACACAUGCCUCAUUGCUCGAUGAAAGGUGCCCAAAUGGACCAGGAUCACCCUCAGAGAAAACCCCCGCGGGUUCUGA